AUGUCUCAUCCGACAGAUUUCCCGUCUUGGAAACUUAUUGAUGAUAAAUGGCCUAAGUUUGAUAAAGAGCUGAGAAACUUGAGAUUGGCUCUCUCAUUUGAUGGAUUCAAUUCCCACAAUUCUUUAAGUAGCAGAUGCAGUUGUUGGCCAGUUAUCUUAGUUACAUAUAGUCUCCCACCAUGGCUAUGCAUGAAACGGAAGUUCAUGAUGUUGACCUUAUUGAUUUCCGGUCCUAAACAGCCUGGAAAUGAUAUAGACGUCUACUUAGAGCCUUUGAUUGAUGAUUUAAAAUCUAUGUGGGAUGGGAUUAGAGGAGUGUAUGAUGCACAUAUAGGAGAAUACUUUACACUUAGAGGUGUAUUACUGUGGACAAUUAAUGAUUUUCUUGCAUAUGGCAACUUAUCUGGUUGUAUCGUUAAAGGAUAUAAAGCUUGUCCAAUAUGCGGUGAUGAUACACCUAGUCAUAGAUUGAAAAAUGGCCACAAAAUUUGUUACAUUGGGCAUAGAAAAUGGUUACCAAUCAAUCAUCCAUAUUGGAGGCAGCAUGGAGCUUUUAAUGGGAAACCUGAAUAUGGCACAUCUCCCGAGCCAUUAACCGGAGAAGAAGUGUUGCACAUGGUUGAAGAUAUUAAUUACAUAUGGGGCUCAAAAAAUGGGGGAAGUGUUGGUGAGAAUGAUGGUGACAGAGUUUGUUGGAAGAAGAAAUCAAAAUUCUUUGAUCUCGAGUAUUGGAAAUACCAUCAUGUGAGGCAUGUCCUAGAUGUUAUGCAUAUUGAGAAGAAUGUUUGCGAUAGUAUCAUUGGUACAUUGCUGGAGAUCCCUGGAAAAAAUAAAGAUGAGAUUGCUGGUCGGUUAGAUUUAUUGAACAUGGGGGUCAAAACUGAUUUGCAACCCGAGUAUGGACAAAGACGUACUCGCUUGCCUCCAGGGCCUUGGAAUUUGUCAAGAGCAAAGAAGAGAGCGGUUUGCAAUUCUUUCUAUGGUAUUAAGGUCCCUGAAGGUUAUUGUUCAAAUAUAAAAAAUCUUGUAUCUUUAAAAGAUUCAAGACUUCUUGGACUUAAAUCUCAUGAUUGUCAUACCUUGAUGCAACAAUUGCUCCCUGUGGCAAUUUGUUCUGUUUUGGAGAAGCCUGCAAAGUAUGCAAUAACUCGAUUGUGCUUCUUCUUCAAUUCUAUAUGUGCAAAGACGGUAGAUGUUUCCAAGCUAGAUAAGUUGGAAGAAGAUGUAGUAGUUACUUUGUGUUUGCUUGAGAAGUACUUUCCCCCUUCAUUCUUUGAUAUCAAGGUUCAUCUAGUAGUACAUCUUGUCAGAGAAGUUCGUCUAUGUGGCCCAGUAUAUUUUAGAUGGAUGUAUCCGUUUGAAAGGUAUAUGAAAGUGCUAAAAGGGUAUGUUCAGAACCGUAAUCGUCCGGAAGGUUGCAUUGUUGAGAGGUAUAUAGCUGAAGAAGCUGUAGAGUUUUGCACCAAGCAUUUAUCUGAUGUUAGUACAGUUGGAGUGCCUUCAAGCCAGAAGAUGGGAGUUUUGAAGCCAUUAUCAAGUUGCACAGUAAUCUUAGUUGAUCGGGACUUGUUGAACCAGGCACAUCUAUAUGUCUUGGAGAAUAUGGAGGAAGUCCUACCUUAUAUCAAGGAACAUAUGAUCCACAUCAAGACCACUUAUCCAAAAUUUAGAAAGAGAACAAAGUGGCUGCAAGAUAAGCACAAUAGCACUUUCAUUCAAUGGCUCCACUUUAAGGUUCAAAGUGAACUUAGUGGGGAAGAGCAUAAUGGCGUAUCAGAAAAUUUAAGGUGGCUAGCAGCUGGUCCAAGCAUGGCAGUGCCAUCAUAUAGGAGCUAUCUUAUUAAUGGUGUGAAAUUUAACACCAAGGCACAAGAUGAUGUGCGAACUGUCCAAAAUAGUGGAGUUUAUUUACUUGCACAUAAUAUGCAAGUUGCUAGUGCCAAGGAUAAAAACCCUAUUGUCUCCAAUAUGGAUAACACUUCGGGCCUUGUAGUCGACGAACUUGGAUUUACCCUUGUAGAUCUGAGUAAAAUUGGACAUAGGAAUGACCAAUUUGUUAUGGCUUCUCAAGUUAAACAAGUAUUUUAUGUUGACAACCUAAUGCAUCGUGGUUGGUCAGUAAUGUUAUCAAUGCCUAAUAGAGAAUAUAAUGAUGUUAUUGGUGAUGAUGUGCUAGGUGAUACUAGAAUUGAGUGUGAGCCAUUUACUAGAGGGAUACCAAAUGUUGAUACACUUGAUGACCUAGUGGGUGAGUUAGGGAAUGAAAAAAUUAGAGAUGGGUGUGAAGAUAUAUGGAUUGAUUGA
Messenger RNA from Prunus armeniaca (apricot), 2304 nucleotides. The record is from the annotation of a GenBank genome assembly. Lineage: Eukaryota; Viridiplantae; Streptophyta; Magnoliopsida; Rosales; Rosaceae.